This is a messenger RNA of Rana temporaria (common frog), 3665 nucleotides long. RefSeq names its product leucine-rich repeat and fibronectin type III domain-containing protein 1-like protein. Gene Ontology annotation, molecular function: protein binding. The transcript is spliced from 5 exons. The record is from RefSeq and is a predicted model, not a curated record. Lineage: Eukaryota; Metazoa; Chordata; Amphibia; Anura; Ranidae. Bases 1335 to 3272 code for a protein of 645 amino acids.
CUCCCCCACAUCCAGUCUGCCAGGGACAGGCACAGUGGAGGAACAUUGAGCUGCUGCGGAGACCUGACAGCUGAAAGCUUAACAUAUCUCUAGGGUUUAUGCACUCAGAAAAAGCUUGGGGCUGCUCUGUACUCUGAUCAUUCUCUUCUGUGAGCCCUGCAGCCUGGAAUCCAGGGUUACUCAUCUGGACUCUACCUCCAUUUGAAUCUUGCCCAGAAUCUAUCUGUGUUUCUGCAAACCUCAGACUGGAUGUGUUGAACUGAGAGUUGCUAUGUUGCUUUAUCGCCUGGAUUAUGUGUUUCAACGCCACCUCUACAGAGAACAGUAUCUGCUGCAGCCAAUUGCUAAGAGAUUCAUUGUGCCAGAGGAUAAGGUAUACAAGAAUGAAGAGGGUCUGGCUGGUAUCCUGUACCAGCGACUUGGCAGCUUCUCUUAGGACCCCUUAAGUAAUCAGACCUUUGGCACGGAAUCUUCCUUGAAAUUGUAUCUACUCCCCUACGCCCUCCUGCGUUGUGCUAUCUGAGAGUGUGUGUGUGUUGUGGUGCAGUUUCUGACCUGGUGUAGCAGUGUAGCGAAAAGAGCAACAGCACACCCUGUUUAAGGCUAAAGGAAGGAGAUAGAUCUCCAGACCAGCCUAUCUACAUUUCAAGACCAACUUAUCUACAUCUCAAGAACAACUUAUCUACAUCGCAAGACUAACCUUAAGAUCAACCAAUUUACAUCUUAAGACCAACCAAUAUACAUCUUAAGACCAACCUCAAAAUGUGAAAUACUACCAGAGCAACCUCAUUUAGGUACAUUUACGGCUGGUUAACCUUUACACUGCCAGUGAGGAGUAAGCAUCAACCAGUUCACUCUGAGAACCAAACCUACGCCCAAACCAGUGACAGGGACUUAAAUCCAUUCCUAUGUCCAGUCUCUUUGGAAAAAAAUAUCACCUUUGUAAGCCAUUUUGCCUCCAUCCCUUUUUCUCCCAAACAAGCUUCUUUUAAAUCUAUCCCACAAAACUACAUCUAUCUUCUGGACCCCACUGAUGUCUCCUGAGUGAGUGGGGUUUGGGUCAACGGAAUUAAAUUCGCUCUGGUUCCAAAUGACCUUCUACAUCUUUGAGGCUUUGGUGCAGAUUCUGAUGAACAGCGAUCUUCUUCUUAGUUCGCUUGGGCCUCAGGUACUUCAGAAGAUGACACAUUCCCAACACUUCCUACAGUCCCAUCUCUUCUUGAGACAAUGAGGUGACACACUACUGUUAUCAAACCCCCCCUCUGGGGAUCUUACUACAGGAUCAGUGACAAGCACAAUGUGAGAGGUCACCGUCCAUCAUAAGUUCCUGCAUCAUGACGGGGUUGUGUCUCUGGAUUUUUACCCUAACAGUGGGUGUCGCUGCUGCCCAGGUUUGCCCCAAAAGAUGCUUGUGCCAGAACCUUGCUCCAUCCUUGGCAAUUCUAUGUGCCAAAACAGGACUGCUGUUUGUCCCAUCAGUGAUAGAUCGUCGGACUGUGGAAUUAAGGCUCACUGACAACUUCAUCACGAUAAUCCGCAGGAAGGAUUUCACCAACAUGACCCGAUUACUCCACCUUACACUAUCAAGAAACACCAUCAGCCAUAUCACACCAUUCACCUUUUCUGAUCUCCGUGGACUACGGGCUUUACACUUGGACAACAACCGUAUAUUAUCGAUGGGAGACGAGCAGCUUAAAGGACUAAUGAACCUUAGACAUCUUAUCCUUAGCAACAACCAGCUCAGCAACAUAUCACUAAAUUCUUUCCAGGAUUUUGUGAGUACUCUAGAAGAUCUAGACCUUUCCUACAACAACCUGGCUCAAGUUCCUUGGCCAACCAUAGCUAAAUUGACCAAUGUAAACUCUCUAAGCCUUGACCACAAUCUUAUUAACUAUGUUCCUGGGGGGGUUUUUACAAACCUUCACAAAUUGGCUAGACUGGACAUGACAUCCAACAAACUAAAGACUAUUCCUCCAGAUCCUUUGUUUCUUCGUAUGCCUGUCUACGCAAAGUCCAAAGGGUCGCCACUUUCAUCACUAGUUCUGGGAUUUGGAGGAAAUCCUUUGCAUUGUAAUUGUGAACUUCUAUGGCUUCGAAGGUUUACUAGGGAGGAUGACUUGGAGACCUGUGCAUCACCAACAAACCUUCUAGGCAAAUAUUUUUGGAGUAUAUCAGAGGAAGAAUUUAUGUGUGACCCUCCUGUUGUCACCCACCACUCACUUCACACAAUAGUUAUGGAGGGAGAAGCAGUUGUCCUGAAAUGCAAAGCUGUGGGUGACCCUGAGCCUACCAUUCACUGGGUGUCACCUGAGGGGAAAGUGGUAUCAAAUUCCUCACGAUCUGUCUCCUAUGAAAAUGGCACACUGGAGAUUAGCAUCACUACCGUAAGAGACACAGGCUUGUUCACUUGCAUUGCAUCUAAUACUGCUGGGGAUGCAACGGGGUCUGUACAGUUGACCGUAAGUCCCCUACCUCAUCCAGCCAAUGCUAGUCAAAGAGCACAAAGACCAGAUAAGGGGCCUUCUGAUAUACUUACACCAGCUAAGCCUGGAGCUUCUAGUAAUGACUCUACUGGCCAUCCAGCAAGGAAGGUGAUUACUGCGGAGUUGAGCCAUAAUUCAGUCCUUAUACAGUGGUUUUUAGACAGGAACAUUCCUGGCAUCCGGAUGUACCAGUUGCAGUAUAACAGCUCCACAGAUGACAGCUUAAUCUACAGAAUGAUCCCUCCAAGUAACAAAAGCUUUCUGGUCAAUGACUUGGCUCCAGGCCGUGAGUAUGACCUCUGUGUGCUGGCUGUAUACGAUGAUGGGAUGACCUCUCUGACGGCUACUCGAAUGGUCGGAUGUGUCCAGUUCAACACUAAAGAAGAGAGUACCCAGUGUCAGCCAAUCCACACCCAGUUCCUCGGGGGCACCAUGAUUAUCAUCAUCGGAGGGAUCAUUGUGGCUUCAGUUCUGGUGUUUAUCAUCAUCCUGAUGAUCAGAUACAAAGUGUACAGCGGCCAGGAAGAAGAGGGCAAAGCCAGGGUCAGCAAUGUGUAUUCCCAAACCAAUGGACAGCAAGGUAUGGCCUGUGCCCACUCCUGUGCCAAGCUGGCAGGAGCGCCAGAAGAACUUCCAUUAACCACCAAUUUCACUACUGAAGACGAGGUGUCACCAAGCACAAAAUCAUCACAGGACAUGUGUGAACCAAGGAAUAGUGCACCCAAACAAGGUUGUAAAAGUUCUGCAGAGAAAAGGCAAUCUUCUGAGUGGACGGACAUCAACAUUUGAUGGAAACUCUACAAAGGAUGAAGAGGCCAGUUGGAUGUGGAUUUUCCGGAAACCCCAUCAGCCAUCAGAUGGUUAAAAGCUGAUUCAUUGAGAGAGGUUACAUUGUGGCUGUUUCCUUACCCUCUCAUCUGCCGUCGGAUCGCUGUUACAGACUUGUUUCCAUGGAAAUGAGCUGGAUGAAGUUUCCGAUCCCCCCCCCCCUUCUAGCCUCUCCAUAUUAUUCUCACAACACGAUCAGCCCCCCAACACUUUCUUCUUCAAACCACCUUGGACAGUAACAACCUCAAAAUCAUUUCUAAUUCCCAAGGAACUCCAAGAUGUUUUUCUAGUUUUUUAUAUAUAAUUUUUGUAAACCACCCAGAUGUUUUGUAAUAAAAGCUUGUCCUCUGAGAA